This is a messenger RNA of Pungitius pungitius (ninespine stickleback), 3433 nucleotides long. RefSeq names its product beta-1,3-galactosyltransferase 1. Gene Ontology annotation, molecular function: N-acetyl-beta-D-glucosaminide beta-(1,3)-galactosyltransferase activity. The record is from RefSeq and is a predicted model, not a curated record. The coding region runs from base 222 to 1493 and encodes 423 amino acids. NCBI's taxonomy places the organism in Eukaryota, Metazoa, Chordata, Actinopteri, Perciformes, Gasterosteidae. The transcript has 2 exons. Gene Ontology annotation, cellular component: Golgi membrane.
UGAAGGAGGAACCGGGAAGGCACAGUGUCACAGUGCCUUGGUUACUUCAACAACCCGCAGCCUGUCUCCUUUCAGCUGCAACAGAAUGCCUCCACGUCGUGUCAUGCAUUUUUCAGUGAAACUUUGGCCUCUGCUUUAGUUCCAAAAUAAAUAAAAAAAAAUGUAAUUUUUUUUAAUGAAGGUAAAAAGAGGACGUGGAUCAGCUCCCGGGGAGGUUCAACAUGCUGGAGAGCGGCUGCGCUCCGGGGGGACAAAGCCAGGAGGCCGUGAAGCCGCAGGAGGAGAGGAGGUGGUACAGCGCCUCGCGCCGCCAAGUCCUCUUCCUCAUCCUGGUGUCCAUCGUGGUUUUCUUCUUCUUCAACAUCAACAUUCCCGACUGGGACCCGACAAAGUGGUGGUUCUCACCCAGUAGUCAGAGACAAAGCGCCGUCUCCACCAACGCCAGCGGUUACGGCACCACAGCUACCGGACCUGAUCCUACCGAGUUUACGACAGAGUUUACGACCAAGUUUACGACAGAGUUUGGCCCGGCUGCCAUUCCUCAAAAUAGGACGGACGUGGCGCCGGACGUGGCCACGGACGUGGCACCCGAGGUGGCGACUCGGCCGGUGACUCCAAGCGAGGGCGAGAAGCCGACGGCCCCCCCUUACAAGUCUCCAGGCCCCUACCUGGUGGAAUACCCCGCCGAGUAUCACUUCCUCAUCAACGAGCCGGAGGCGUGCGUGCGGCAAAAGACUUUCGUGGUUCUGGUGGUCCCCGUGGCGCCCGGCAACAGGGCCCACCGCGACGUCAUCCGCGGCACCUGGGGCAGCGACCGCUCGGCGUCCGGCCAGCCGGUGACGCUGGUGUUCCUGACGGGGCUCCCCGGCGGGGAGGGGGCGGCGCAGAUCCAGGAGCGGCUGCUGGAGGAGAGCCGCCAGCACCGCGACCUGAUCCAGAGCGACUUCCUGGACUGCUACAAGAACCUCACCAUCAAGACCAUGGUGAUGAUGGAGUGGCUGGACUCGCACUGCUCCAGCGCCUCGUACGCCAUGAAGAUCGACUCGGACAUGUUUCUGAACGUGCAAAAGCUCGUGGACACGCUGCUGGACGCCCCGAAGAAGAGCUACAUGACGGGCCUCGUGACGAGCUACGGCAUGGUCCUGAGGGACCGGACCUCGAAGUGGUUCCUCCCCGUGGAGAUUUACUCUUCGUUUUUUUACCCCACCUACGCUUUGGGCCUGGGCUACAUCGUAUCUCUGGACCUCCCCAAGAAGCUGGUGGAGGCCUCCAGACACGUGAAGGCCGUGUACAUCGAGGACGUGUUUCUGGGGAUGUGCAUGAAGUUCUUGGGGAUCCCCUACACCAACCCACCGAGGGCGGACUACUUUCACGUGUUCCCUCGGGAGUACAGUCGCUGUGCUUAUUCGCAGAUAAUCGCCACGACGACACAGCCCAACGUUGACCUUGUGAGUAUUUGGAAAGACUUCAAGAGGCCGGGUCCGCCCUGCUGAUCCGCAGAGAUAACAAAGACUAAAGGAGCGCCACAUUUAUUAUUGAUCUAAGAAUAAAUCUACUACUAUUAAAUAAUUAAUUUGAUUUGUUUUUUUAUUUCAUUCAUAACUAUUUUACUCUAAAUAUAACUUUAUCAAAAGUAUCUUAAAAUAGUGACACAAUGUCUCAAAAUAAUGAGUAAAAAUGUUUAGAUACUUUUACGUUACAUUAAGCGGACGCAUUAUAACCCCUGUGUUACAUUCUGCCUGGGGAGCAAUUAGGGGUCAGGGGUCAGGGACACUUCAGCACAUGGGGCAGUCGGGAUUCAAACUGGCAACCUUACGCCUCCCUUUUUUUUGUACACGUAUAUGUACUAUUUUUGAUAAACAAUUGGUCAAUAUUUAAAACUAAUUACAGGAUAUUCUUUUAUUCAUCAGAGUGACGGAAAUGAGCUAAACGCUAUAAUUCAGGCGUCCUAUGUUACCUUUUGAGUUGUUUGUGUCAUCAGUAAAAACAACAUGGAGGAACUCCUCGAGGGUCACAUGACUUCACGUCUCUACCACUAAGCUAAAAGUCAGAGGUCUCAUUUGGACGGUUUUUAAGUAGAAGCUUCCGGGUGAGCAGCUCGUCUUGGACCGUGUGGAGGAGUCCUCUCACACCUGAGACCUCCGUUCAUCUCCUCCCCAGCAGGUUCUUAGGGAUCUCGGUGUGUCGUUCAGUAUAUUGAAACCAAUUCCAAUGUAUUAUUCAUGAAUGGACCGACAACAGGGUGCAGCUAACAAAGGAAGAAAGAAAACGUUAUGGCUUUGUCUUCAUGCUGUUCAGUCACCGGUUUUGAGGGUGAAAUGACACUUCACAGUGUGAACUUUGAAUCAAGGAAACAAACAACCGGGGGGGACCGAAGGAGGAUGUCUGGUGGCAGACGUUUGACCUUCAGCUUCAGCUACAAGUCCAUCUGUGGAGGAAAGAAAGAAGGAAAAAGUUCUGCUCUCAAAACAAAAGAACGCGCCCUUGAAGGAAGAUAAGCGCCACAAAAAUGUGUCAUUGCUUACAAAAGGGUCGAGGAACCGGAGAAACCGGAGUAGCAGCAACGCCCGUCCUCAACCCCCCCCCCCCCACCACACUUCCUAACUUCCUCAAAGAGAAAAGGCUUUAGAAAGUUGUAAGGAACGAGGAAAAGUGUCACCCUGUUAUGUGAGGAACCUGAUGCCCCGCGUGGUCCCACCACCUACAAACACUGUACUCACAACCAGAGAGAGUGCACGGCUCGUUUAUUUGUUUAAAACAUUGCAGAGCUGUGGUUUUCCCAGUCAGGGGAACCUGCCGGAGUUUAUCGCGGCCGAGACGUGUUGAGACGCGCCCCAACGGGUCUUAUUUACAGGAGGGAAUGCAGGUGGUUGCGUUGGUUUUGACUCCCAUAUGUCAAUGAAACGAAAUGAACUUCAUAAUGGAUCUAAUUUCUGUCCUGUAGACUCAUGAGCUGCUGAUAACAGACUUCUACUGAUUUUAUAUUUACUUAAUGGUUAAAUUAAAGGGUUAUAUCAUCCCCACUCAUGCAGUGUGCAUUUUUAAACACGUGCAGCCGAAUUUUGAGGCGUUACUGAAUGAAUGCUAAUUGGGUCUAAUAAUUCUAUAAUUAUGCUGCUCAUAAAGAUGUUUGUGUUUUACUUUCAUCACUGUUGGUGUAACGGUUGGUGGUCUAAAAGGAUGAGGAAAAAAUAUAAAGCACUUUUUUACUAAGAUGGAGAAAUAAUUUAUCUCUUUGUGACGGGUGUUUGAUUUUGAUGUAGAGAAAUGAAUUGUUUUACUAACGAUGUAACAGGGAAAAGCUGCGUCUCACACAGGGAGCUUUUAUUAAACUCUUGUUGCUGUGCAGGGACACAAAACAUGUGACAGUGACUUUUGGUUUGUUGGCGCGUUGUGGACUAAACAUAAUAUAAAUAAAAAUGUAUUUCUUUCA